GGCUGGCCCAUAGGGGGCGCUCGGGCUCCGCCCCCCCAAAUGUGGAGGAGUAAAAAUAUAUAUUUUUAAAAAAUUCAUCAAUGAUAGUUUUACUAUGUGUGUGCCCAUAUACAGCCAGGCGUAUUUUAACAUUUUCACCAGCUGACUCAUUAAAGUUCAACCAACAAACGGUGUUUUUCUUCUUCUGGGGCGCUCGUCAAAGCGCCCUUGAUAUGCAGCGAAAUAGCCUAUCAUUAAAUGGUUGCCAGGGGAAAAUAAUAAAUAUUUGACCUAUCAGCGUCGCUGAAUUAAAUGGUUUGGGGGCGCUUAAAAUUGCGCCCCUGCAGAAAACGCGCAAAGAUUUGCUGUUCUAGAAUUUUACCUCAGUCAGUAGCCUAAGUGAGCUAUAAGGUCAGAGAGAGACGAUGGCAGCGGUAUUGUUAACGGUUGAGGCACAGCCUCCCCCAAAUUCGGUUAGAUCGCUUCUAACCUACCCUUUUGCCAGAAGGACAAUGGCAGAAAAACUGCAAGUUAAAGAGUUGGGACCUGACAAGCCCGAAAUUCAACUAACCCAGGCAACGAAGGAGAAGUCAAAAGCAUACAACAGGACUUUUUGUCGGAGUUGGUUCCAGCGCAAGUCGUGGCUGACAGGCUGUGGAACAGCUAAUGCACUUUUUUGUUUCCCGUGCAUACUGUUCAAAAGUGACAAGUGUGAUUUGACGUGGACACAAUCUGGACAAACCGACUUAAAGCACCUCUCCGAACGAAUCAAGAAACAUGAAAGCUCACGAGUUCAUAUGGACAACAGUGUAAAGCUAGCUGUGCUAGGGAAAACUAGCAUAGCGGCGCAGCUAGAUGAUGGACAUCGGAUUGCUUUAAGAAGGCACAACGAAGAGGUAGAUAAAAACCGUCAUAUUUUAUCUAAAAUCAUCGAUUGUAUUAAGUUUUGUGGUGCUUUUGAGCUAGCAAUGCGGGGACAUGAUGAAAGUGAUUCCUCAGACAAUCCAGGGAUUUUUAGAGGUUUAGUCGACUUGAUGGCAUCAAUUGAUCACGACUUGAGGCAACACCUUGAAAAUGCUACUGUAUUUAAAGGCACCUCGAAAACAGUCCAGAACGAGAUCCUGGAUUGCAUGUUGGCAGUUCUGAGAGAAAGGAUCGUGGAAGAAGUAAAGGCAGCGAAGUUUUUAGCCAUUCAAGCUGAUGAAACCACUGACAUUUCUACACACUGUCAGUUAGUCAUGGUGCUAAGAUACAUUGACCAACGAAACCGUAUUCAAGAGCGUUUUUUUGAAUUCAUCAAGCUACCCAAUGCUUGUGCAGAUGCAAUAGCCAGUGGCAGUGCCUUAUCGGAGAGGCUGCGCUUCAUCCUCCCCCAGGGACAAGAGAGAAAGUUGAUCGCCCAGGCCUACGAUGGGGCCGCUGUAAUGAGGGGUACCACUGGAGGAGUGCAGCGUAAGAUACAGGACAUUUAUGCUAACGCUCACUACGUACAUUGUUAUGCCCAUCAGUUAAACCUGGUAAUGCAACAAGCAACCUCCCACAUCCCUCAAAUCAGUCACUUUUUUUCCGACAUAGCAGGAUUCGCUUCUUUUUUUACUAAAUCGAGCAAGAGGACUGCAGUGCUUGACGAGGUGGUGGCGCACCGACUUCCAAGUGCAUCGGCAACCCGUUGGAACUUCAACAGUCGUGCUGUGAAUACAGUGUAUGAACAUAAAGACGAUCUGGUGAGGUGUUUUCAGACCAUCCGUAACAGUGAAGGAUUUGAUGCCCCUACAAAGAGAGAUGCCGGUGGUUUCGUGAGAAUGCUGGAAGACGAAGCUUUCUGUUUUUUCCUGGCCUUGUUUCACAAGAUAAUGCCACAUGUAGACAUGCUGUAUAACCACCUACAGAAGAGAAACAUCGAUUCUGUCACCAUCGCAGGGAUCACCCAGACAUUCAUCAGCCGCAUGCAGGCUAUCAGGGAGGCACUUCCUAAUCUGGUUGUGGAUGAGGAGUACAGGGGACCUGUUCAAGACCCACCCACAAAGAGACGGAGAACAUUGGGGGAAGACAGGCAACACCAUUUGGCACUGGAGGUGUGCGACACCAUUAUGAGCCAUGCCAAGGAGAGGUUUUCUUUCACCAAGCACCUUGUCAGCGCCACUCUGUUGCAAGGAGACUUGUUCCAACAACACAGCAAAAAUUUUCCAGAUGCAGCACUACAAACCACAGUGGAAGCCUAUCCCUCAUUGGACAAAGCCAGACUUAAAACAGAACUGUCCCUGAUCUACGACAACGAGGAGUUUCAGAGUUGUAGUGGUGCGCUGGCGCUCUAUCAGGUUCUGAUGGAAAACAACCUUCAAGACACAUUCACCGAAACUGUAAGUCUUCUUAACAUCCUCAUCACCACACCAAUGACAACAUCAGAAUCGGAGAGGUGUUUCUCUACUUUAAAGAGGAUAAAAACUUUCCUGAGAAACAAUAUGGCUCAGGAUCGGCUCAACGCUCUGGCUAUGCUGUCCAUAGAGAAAAAACUCACACAAGAACUUCCUGAUUUCAACACCAGGGUCAUUGAGAAAUUUGCCACUCAGAAAGACAGACGAGCAAAGUUCUUGUACAAAUAA
This is a messenger RNA of Oreochromis niloticus (Nile tilapia), 2582 nucleotides long. RefSeq names its product zinc finger MYM-type protein 1-like. Gene Ontology annotation, molecular function: protein dimerization activity. The transcript has 3 exons. The record is from RefSeq and is a predicted model, not a curated record. The coding region runs from base 405 to 2582 and encodes 725 amino acids. Lineage: Eukaryota; Metazoa; Chordata; Actinopteri; Cichliformes; Cichlidae.